Molecule: messenger RNA, 3516 nt
Organism: Lampris incognitus (smalleye Pacific opah)
Lineage: Eukaryota; Metazoa; Chordata; Actinopteri; Lampriformes; Lampridae
Gene: yipf3
Product: Yip1 domain family, member 3
Exons: 9
Coding region: 131-1153 (340 amino acids)
Cellular component (GO): Golgi apparatus
Source: RefSeq, a predicted model, not a curated record
CAUGGGGCUCGCUAAACUUGGGUUUUAAUAGCCUUGCUUCUGCAACGGUCGGCGGUUCGUGGUGAAUAUACCAAAUUUAAGUGCGAUUAAACUGAGAUCCAGUUCACUACAAUCUCACCUGCCGGUGAAGAUGUCUGGUGGGAACAAAAACACGAAGACGGAAUCAUGGGGCGGUUUUGAUGAGAACUUGAUUCAGGGCAGCGGCUCGGCCGUCAUCGACAUGGAGAACAUGGACGACACUUCCGGCUCCAGCUUCGAGGACAUGGGCGAGAUGCACCAGCGGAUGAGGGAGGAGGAGGAGGUGGCCGCGGAGGCUGCCGCCGCCGAGGAGGAGCCCGGAGAUGACGGCGAGUUCCUGGGCAUGAAGGGCCUCAAAGGGCAGCUGGGCAGACAGGUGGCGGAUGAGGUGUGGCAGGCGGGGAAGCGUCAGGCAUCCAAAGCCUUUAGCCUGUAUGCCAACAUCGACAUCCUGCGACCAUACUUCGAUGUGGAGCCGGUUCAGGUCCGGAGCAGGCUAAUCGAGUCGAUGAUCCCCGUCCGAAUGAUCAACUUCCCACAGAAGAUAGCCGGGGAGCUGUAUGGGCCCAUGAUGCUCGUCUUUACCCUGGUGGCCAUUCUCCUGCACGGCAUGAAGACAUCAGGAACAGUCAUAAGAGAGGGGACCCUGAUGGGGACGGCCAUAGGGACAUGUUUUGGUUACUGGGUGGGCAUGUCCUCCUUCAUCUACUUCCUGGCUUACUUGGUCAAUGCCCAGAUCACCAUGCUGCAAACCCUGUCCCUGCUGGGUUACGGUCUGUUUGGUCACUGCAUCGUGCUCUUCAUCACCUACAACAUUCACUUCCACUUCCUGUUCUACGUCCUGUGGCUGGUGGUCGGUGGGCUCUCCACCCUCCGCAUGGUUGCAGCUCUUGUGUCUCGUACGGUUGGUCAGACACCACGCCUCGUCAUCUGCGGGACGCUGGCGGCUCUGCACAUGCUCUUCCUGCUCUACCUGCACUUUGCCUAUCAUAAGAUAGUGGAAGGGAUCCUGGGCACUCUGGAAGGUCCCAAUGUACCGCCCAUCCAGCGGGUAGCCAGAGACGUGCCUGAAUUUUCUGCUGCUGUGGUCAACGCCACAGUGAAGACACUCGGGGUGCUGCUGCAGUCUCACUGAAUGUGUCUACCCGUGUGUGUCUGUUUCUGUCCAUGUGCAUCUCUUGAGCUGAACCCAGGCCUGCAGAAUCCAGCUUGCAGAUGUUGAACACACAUCAGAGACUGUUUGGAAGUGUCAACUAGCAUAUAUGACACUUGAUGUGUAUAUAACCCCAGACCAAUCGACCGCUGUGUCUCUAUCACAUUCUCCUCCUGAAUAGACUGUAGCUGGUGAAGACUUUCCCUCUUCCACACCAAAGCUUGCACCUCCCUUCUGAGUCGACCUGAGAAUCAGUUAAAAUACCACCCACAAACUCUUGUCUGCCUUGAAACCGCUGACUCGCCAUCCCCAUCACACACACACACACACACACACACACACACACAGAGUAAUUAUUAGAUCAGGGCUCCAAUGGCAACAAGUGUGACAAUCUUACAACUUUGAUUGCUCGAAGAAAAUCUUGGGAAAAUGUGUUAAAUAAUAUUUAGCUACAGAGCAGUGUGUUCCAUUGUCACAUUCCCCAGCCAGUGUCCUCAAUUCAGCAAAUUGAAGACAGCUGUGAAAGGAAGAGUGUGUUGAGUUAGCGGAGCAGAUUUUGAAUGGAACUACAGUUUGAUGUGAGGCAGAGGACAGCUUGUCGCUUAACAAGCCAGCAAGAGCCCUGAAAUGUAAAGAUUUAAUCAGGUGGGCUUCUCGUCUUUUUUUUCCCUUGAAACUAAAAUGGGGAAUUUUUUUUAAUUGCACCAGUCCUUGGAGAAAGGUCCUUAAAAUAAAUAGAGACCAAAAGGUUAGUUUUCCCUGUCGAGAUCCUAAGAUACAGCCAAUAGAGAAUGAAAUAGAAAGGCAAAUCUGACCAGGGAACGUAAAACAUGUUUCAGCACACAUCAUGUUUCAGUUGAUAGCAGUUUAUGCAGCAGAACACAAAGUUUAAAACUACAGUCCUGAAUCUCCUGGUUUACUGUACCAGUGUGUCUCCUAUGUAGGUGUUCGUAAGGUGAGUGUUGUUCUUCAUUCCAAAUGAAAGAGAGUCAGCAGUGCUGUUGUGUCAGAAACAAACCAAAAAACCCGGUUGUGGUUGAACCUGAGUUGGGUUUUUUUUGUGCCCCCCCCCCCGUUUUUCCUCCCCAUUUGUACUUGGCCAAUUACCCCACUCUUCCGAGCCAUCCCCAGUCAUUGCUCCACCCCCUCUGCCGAUCCGGGGAGGGCUGCAGACUACCACAUGCCUCCUCUGAUACAUGUGGAGUUGCCAGCCGCUUCUUUUCACCUGACAGUGAGGAGUUUCACCAGGGGGACAUAGCGCAUGGGAGGAUCACGCUAUUCCCCCCAGUUCCCCCUUCCCCCCCGAACAGGCGCCCCGGUCGACCAGAGGAGGCGCUAGUGCAGCGACCAGGACACAUAACCACAUCCGGCUUCCCACCCGCACAUGGCCAAUUGUGUCUGUUGGGACGCCUGACCAAGCUGGAGGUAGCAAGGGGAUUGGAACCAGUGAUCCCCAUGUUGGUAGGCAACAGAAUAGACCACUAUGCUACCCGGACGCCUGAACUUGAGUUUUACUUAUUUAUGUUGUACUAUCUGUUGGUAAAGGUCUUCUACCAGCUUGUUCUGUCAUAUCUUCUUGAUAGACACAACUUCACUUCUUCAAACUCAACACUGCCCGCCUUUUUCUUCUUCCUUAUUUGGCUGCUAUGAUGAAGAUGGAAAACACCAUGCACCCUAUCAUUUUUCCUGGUAAAGUCCUACCAGACACCAACCAUUCACAUCACAUACUACUAAAGUCUGCAAGAUCUGAUGUUCAUGGGUUAGAUGUUGUCUUAAAUACUACACCAGAGAUGGUGUCAAAGAGGCCGUUUGUUUGCAUGGAAAUCUUCACGCUUCUUGCUUUAAAUUUGCUGUCAGUAGAAGAACUGUAAGAAGUCAGAGAUAUCGGAUGACAUUUCUGAAACAGAAAUACAACUGUUUUAAACAUGUCCUUUUAAAAUGUGGCUAUAUAUGAAGACCAUCUCAGCCUCUGAACAGUUUGCAGGUUGACACCGAUCAGGCGAACCUCACCAUCUCCAUAGGAAGGGAAUAAUGUUUGGUUUAUGAUUUAGAUUUGAAGAACUGGAUUCUAAUAUUGCUGUAGGAUUACUAAUCUGGGUUAAAUCUGCAUUUUUCACCUUUCGUGAUGUACAUGUUCCAUUUGCAGCGGUUUAAAAUGUUAAAGCCUUAGAGUUCACGAUUUGCAUAACUGAGUAAUCAAGUUUUAAAGUCUCCGUUUUUUUUUUUACAUUUUGUUUUUUGUCCCUUGUAAAGAUUUUGGGAUUUUCUAUUUUACAUGUUCAAUUUAUAUUUAUGAGGUCACUGUACAGAAAGACAUAUUGGAAAAUAAACUUUGUGGAUCGUCA